Messenger RNA from Bombyx mandarina (wild silkworm), 1479 nucleotides. RefSeq lists its product as uncharacterized. The record is from RefSeq and is a predicted model, not a curated record. Lineage: Eukaryota; Metazoa; Arthropoda; Insecta; Lepidoptera; Bombycidae.
AUGCAGACCGAAGACUGCAAAUUUGUCAAAUUAAUCGGACAUUUAGACGCUGUUAAGUGGUUACAAAAUCCUCGUUACUAUCGUCCCAGUCCAGGAUAUCUAUAUCUUGAAGACUGGACUAAGAAUCCUUUCACUUGGCUUCAUUACGUAGAAAGUUCAGAUGGCCUUCUGGUCGAAGAUGAGGUACUUUUAAACGCGUACUCUCGAUGUUGGUCAAUUCAUGACGUGCAACGGUAUUUCCUCGGUGACCUUCACUGUGAAAAAAUACUAUUCACUCAUCAAUAUCCCAAUUUGAAGUUGCCCAGUCGCUUGGGAAACACUUUGUGGAAAACGAACACAGCAACGAAGGUUUUACCAAAAUUAUAUUUGAAAGAAUUUAAUCGAUCCCUGGAAGUAACUUUAAAGAAAAUGGUUUCAACUAAAGCUCAAAUGAAUAGAUUAAUUAUAUCAGACCAACUGAUCAACAUUGAUUGUCUGGAUUAUUUUAAAAGGAAAACGUUCUUUGAUUAUUUAUUGAAAAUAAUUAGUUUCCAGAACGAAUUGCAACUAGUUUCUUUUGAAAAUUUACGCUGCAAGAGACUCGAGGGUGUUCGGCUAGUCCAACAGUUAGCUUGCUUCAACGCGGAUACAUUGAAAUACUUGUUUCUAUGGAAAUUUGUAUUACCCAAUGAAAAUCCAUUGUUGAUUAAUUACUCUUAUUUAACAGGUAGUGGCCAAUAUAUUUCCAGACCUGAAACAAGACGAUGUUUUAUACAAAGUCUCGGUGUUAUGAAAGAGCUUCGGAUGUUGGCUUUGGAAUACUCUCAUAUAGCCGAUGGAACGGGAGGAGCUCUAAUAUCUUUAUUACCCGUCCUGAAAAGACCAAAUUUUCGCUUGCAGUUAAUUUGUCGUGAAAAUCACGUACCUGGACGUACGAACGCAGCUCUCGGAGUGGGCGGAUAUAAUAUUCCAGAUACGGCUUGGAGGAGAGUUUCUAUAGCCUGUCCAGAUCUUUACCUGUUCAUGGCAUUUGAUAGAAUCUGGGACAACGAUAAUGUGAGACGUUUUUUAUCUCCAAGUAUCCCGCUUUGUGAAACGCAUCUCCACAUCGGCAUUCAUGUAAAACUGGUAGAAAGGAAGGACAGCGAUCUCUCCUGUUUUGUGCGACAUUUGGCGUUUAAUUAUGCCAGUACACUAUCUACACUGGGCAUUCAUCAGUGGCGCAGUGCAAUUUUUCCUCUACGAAGAAUAUUUGAGUUAAUGCCAAGACUAGUAAGAUUUUAUUAUUUAGGAAAUGUGGACGAAACGGAUCUUCACAAAACUCUGAAUUUAUUAGCUUGCGGAGUCUGCACCAAAUUAAAAAAAAUAUCUAUUCAAAUACAACACGAACAAUCUAUGACAGAUCACUGGAAUAAAAUGGUUUUAAAGGUUAUCGAAGAUUACUCUGAAAUUAUGCGACUUAAUGGCAUUGAUUUUUGUAUGCAAAUAUACAAACAUUAA